AUGUCGCAUACUGGUAGAUCUUACACUGCACCACCACCUGCGUAUUCACAAGUUCCAAGUUCCGAACCUUCCUCUUCGCGUGAUCCUCAUGUAGGUGAAGAAUGGGAUGUGCCAGAAGAUUUUAAAGUUGGUGUAAAUGUUUCCGAUUGCGAUGUUAGUAUUCGUAUGGCUUUUGUUCGCAAGGUUUACUCCAUUUUAUUUGCCCAACUUUUUAUGUCAACUGUUGUGGCUGGAAUUAUGAUGUAUAACGAUAGUGUUAAAUAUUGGGUUCAAACAAAUGGAUGGGCGUUGCUUUUAUCUACUAUUUCGACUUUCAUCCUUUUGAUUGCUGUUUUAUGGAAACGUUUAUCUCAUCCUCUUAAUUUACAACUUUUGGCGGCCUUUACAUUAUCCGAGAGUUAUUGCGUGGGUACUGUUGUUACCUACUAUGAUACUGAAAUCGUCUUGCAAGCUUUGAUUCUCACAACGGGGAUCUUUGUCGGACUUACUUUGUUUACUAUGCAAUCUAAAUAUGAUUUCAGCGGAAUGUUCCCAUAUAGUGGUUUUGAUUUGGCUUAUGGUAUUAUUG
Diversispora eburnea is the source of this 568-nucleotide messenger RNA. Lineage: Eukaryota; Fungi; Glomeromycota; Glomeromycetes; Diversisporales; Diversisporaceae. The record is from the annotation of a GenBank genome assembly.